Messenger RNA from Adineta steineri, 699 nucleotides. The record is from the annotation of a GenBank genome assembly. NCBI's taxonomy places the organism in Eukaryota, Metazoa, Rotifera, Eurotatoria, Adinetida, Adinetidae.
AUGGAUGCAUCAAUACAGAAUAAUUUAUCAAAAUCAUUAAUACUAAUGAAAGAAAAACUUCAAUUAUAUAUUCUUUAUGAUGACUUUUAUUAUAAAAAAUUAUUUAAUGCAUUGAUUGAACUUAUUCAAAAAUAUAAAUUAAUUGAUAAAAAUGGUCAAAUAAUAAAAUUAAUAACAAACCAUUCAAUAGAUAUUGAAAGAGAGCAAUUAUCAGAAGAAUAUCCAAAAUUAAAUUCAAUUUCAAAAAUAAUUUAUAUUAUUGGUCCACGGUUAGGUUCAAUUCUUAUCGAUAGUAAUCAAUUUGAUGAUUCAGUAAUAAUUAUACAAAAAUCAUUCUCAUCAUCUUUAAUUCUUAAUAAAUUACCUGAAAGACAAAAUCUAAAUCCAUUAGUUGGACCAGUAAUUGAUUUAGCAGGUAGUUUAAAUAAUAAUAAAUUCUUAUCUUAUCAUAUAAAACUAUUUGAUUUACAACCAUCAAUUAAUAUUUAUAAAGAUAAUUAUCGAUUUAAACUUCAAAUUCCAUCAUCACCUUUUCGUUCUGAUCAAAUUUGGAUAAAUGCUUCAUCAAUAAUAUCAUCACUUGAAAAUGAUCAAAUAAAACUUCGUAUUCAUUGUAUUGGUGUUAAUUUUCAUGAUAUUGUAAAAGUACAACGAUUAUAUCCAUAUACAGAUAAAUUUGGUUUAUUAGAAAAAGAUUGA